GCAGCACCGUCCCACCUCUGCCACCCUCCGAUGGGGCCGCUACCUGUGUGCCUGCCAGUCAUGCUGCUCCUGCUGCUGCCGUCGCUGCUGCUGCUGCUGCUUGGACCUGGCCUCGGGUCCGGCGAGGCCUCCAGGACAUUACAUGUGCACCGGCGUGGGAUCCUGGAACUGACAGGAACUGUGGGUUGUGUUGGUCCCCGAACCCCCAUCGCCUAUAUGAAAUAUGGUUGCUUUUGUGGCUUGGGAGGCCAUGGCCAGCCCCGCGAUGCCAUUGACUGGUGA
This is a messenger RNA of Nomascus leucogenys (northern white-cheeked gibbon), 282 nucleotides long. Its product is annotated as group 10 secretory phospholipase A2-like. The transcript has 2 exons. Gene Ontology annotation, biological process: phospholipid metabolic process; arachidonate secretion. The coding region runs from base 31 to 282 and encodes 83 amino acids. NCBI's taxonomy places the organism in Eukaryota, Metazoa, Chordata, Mammalia, Primates, Hylobatidae. The record is from RefSeq and is a predicted model, not a curated record. Gene Ontology annotation, molecular function: A2-type glycerophospholipase activity.